CAAAGAUUAGCUUAAAAUUUGAAAUUAAAGUUAUAUUAAAAUGUGGACAAACGCUCUGAUCUUGGUGUUAGCACUAUGUCAAACAAAUGCCGUUUUUAAUUCAAAAUGCAGUACAAAUCCCAUCAGUAAAUCUGGUGGACGGCCACAAAAUUCCGACCAUAGGUUUGGGUACAUAUGAUCUGACAAAUCAACAGGAAGUGAUGGACCGGAUUCUGAACGACGCCUAUGAUCUCGGCUACAGACAUAUCGACACCGCAUAUGUCUACCAGAAUGAAGAGCUCAUCGGUAGAAGUUUGGCCAAAAUGUUCGCCGCGAAUAAGACUAGAAGAGAGGAUCUGUUUAUCACAAGCAAAGUGUGGAAUGUGUUUCAUAAGCGAUCGCAAGUCGUUGAGGCCAUGAAGUUAUCGUUGAAUAUGUUAGGCGUCGACUACUUGGACCUGUCGUUAGUCCACUGGCCGCUGGCCUUCAGAAGCGGAACCGGAUUUUUGCGGCCUUUGGAUGAGAAAGAGAGAGAGAGAGAGAGAGAGAGAGAGAGAGAGCAUUUACCUGAUUUACAACAGACCCCGAUGCUUUUAACUAAUCCCAAUUUGUACGCGUCCUCCAUUCCCCUCCACGUCUCGACAACACUUAUGUCCAAAUCAGCUGAGGAUCCGUUCGCCUGUUUUGGGUGA
Medioppia subpectinata is the source of this 671-nucleotide messenger RNA. Lineage: Eukaryota; Metazoa; Arthropoda; Arachnida; Sarcoptiformes; Oppiidae. The record is from the annotation of a GenBank genome assembly.